Messenger RNA from Scedosporium apiospermum, 1842 nucleotides. RefSeq names its product Glycolate oxidase. Gene Ontology annotation, biological process: lactate catabolic process. The transcript has 5 exons. Gene Ontology annotation, molecular function: FAD binding; D-lactate dehydrogenase (NAD+) activity; D-lactate dehydrogenase (cytochrome) activity. The record is from RefSeq and is a predicted model, not a curated record. NCBI's taxonomy places the organism in Eukaryota, Fungi, Ascomycota, Sordariomycetes, Microascales, Microascaceae. Gene Ontology annotation, cellular component: mitochondrion. The coding region runs from base 1 to 1842 and encodes 613 amino acids.
AUGACCCUCCGAAACCGCCCCGCCCAGAUGGCCCUGCGCCGCUUCCGCACGCCCCUAGCGCCACCCGCGCGCUCCGGCACCGCUGCGGCGCUCCGAGCGGCGCAACAACAAGCGCGCUUCAUGUCCGACAUGGAGGGCAAGGACCGGCCGCCGUCCCACGAGGAGAAGACGGGCCGGUCGUUCCGCGGCCAGAUGAUGGGGAGCAUCUCGCACCGGUUGAAGAGGGAGAAGGAGGAGAUGGAGAGGUGGUCGGAGCAUAGGCAGAAGACGGCUGAUAGCUCGAGGUGGAGCUUUACCUUUGCCCUCCUCUUCACAACCGGACUCUCGUACUACCUAGGCACCCUCUACCCCCGCGAACCCGAAUCAGACUCAACCCUCCCCCUCGAAAAGACCCAACCCCCCAAGCACCAAGCCAACGUCGAAAACCUCCAAGCCGCCUGGGCCGACUUCGUCGCCAUCCUCGGCAAAGAACACGUGAGCACCGCCGAGAACGACCUCCAGCACCACGCCACCUCCGUCUGGUCCUCGCACCCGGCCAAGCCCGACGAGAAGCCCUUCCUCGUCGUCUACCCGUCUUCGACCGAGGAGGUCUCCGAGAUCAUGAAGAUCUGCCACCAGCGCCGCCUGCCCGUCGUGGGGUUUAGCGGCGGCACCAGCCUCGAGGGCCACUUUACGCCGACGCGCGGCGGCGUGUGCGUCGAUUUCGCACGCAUGAACAAGGUCGUUGCCUUGCAUAAGGAUGACCUUGACGUCGUCGUGCAGCCCGCCGUCGGGUGGGAGAGCCUCAACGAUCAACUCGCCGAGAGUAACUUGUUCUUCCCGCCCGAUCCGGGCCCGGGCGCCAUGAUCGGCGGGAUGAUCGGCACGGGGUGCAGCGGGACGAACGCCUACCGCUACGGAACCAUGCGCGAGUGGGUUCUCUCGCUGACGGUCGUCCUCGCCGACGGCACCAUCAUCAAGACGCGCCAGCGCCCCCGUAAGAGCUCAGCGGGCUACGACCUCACCAAGCUCUUCAUCGGCUCCGAAGGAACCCUCGGCCUGGUCACCGAAGCCACCCUCAAAGUAACCGUCAAACCCCCCCACACCUCCGUAGCCGUCGCCUCCUUCCCCUCCAUCGGCCACGCGGCCAACUGCGUCGCCCAAGUCGUCGGCAAGGGCAUCCCCAUCGAGGCCAUCGAGAUCCUCGACGACAAUCAGAUGAAGUGCAUCAACGACGCCGGCAUGACGCAGCGCCGGUGGACCGAGGCGCCCACGCUCUUCUUCAAGUUCGCGGGGACGCCCGACGGCGUCAAGGAGCAGGUGGGCCAGGUGAAGAAGUUGGCGCGGGACACGGGCAGCGCCACGUUUGAGUUUGCGAGGAGCGAGGAGGAGCAGCAUGAUCUUUGGAGUGCGAGGAAGGAGGCUCUUUGGAGCGCUAUGGCUGUGAGGAAGGAGGGGGAUCAUGUUUGGACGGGGGAUGUGGCCGUGCCUAUGAGUCGGUUGCCGCAGAUUAUUGAGGAGACGAAGCAGGACAUGGUCAAGAGUGGAUUGUUUGGUACCAUUGUCGGACAUGUUGGGGAUGGCAACUUCCACAUCAUUCUAAUGUACGGCGACAAGGAGAGGCUAAAGGCCGAACACGUCGUCCACAAGAUGGUCAAGCGAGCUAUCGAGCUCGAAGGAACUGUAACGGGUGAGCACGGCGUCGGCCUCGUAAAGAGAGACUACCUCCCCCACGAACUCGGAGAAUCCACUGUAGACACCAUGAGAAAGAUCAAACAAGCCUUGGACCCCCUCUGCCUCCUCAACUGCGACAAGGUAAUCAGGAUGCAGAAGCCUAAGGCCGGCGAGAUCGCUGAGUGGUGA